Messenger RNA from Cuscuta europaea, 1940 nucleotides. The record is from the annotation of a GenBank genome assembly. NCBI's taxonomy places the organism in Eukaryota, Viridiplantae, Streptophyta, Magnoliopsida, Solanales, Convolvulaceae.
UACUCUUUGCUCCCACUCACCGUUCUUACUUCUUACCUGCUAAAGACCGAACCGGUCGGCUCUAUUAAAUCAUGCAAACGCCUCCUCACGUCGGAGUCUGAAGACCAACUGAUCGGAAGUCAAUUAAUUCACCGUGAGGAGAUAAGAUGUAUUGCUGGAUUCGAGCCUCUCCUUCCAAUUGCGGUGGGGUUCUCCCCCAACCUCGGAGUGGGCACACCGCAGUGAACAUCGGAAACUCAAAGGUGGUGGUGUUUGGAGGGCUAGCAGACAAGACAUUCCUCAGCGACAUUGCGGUUUAUGACAUUGAGAACAAAUUAUGGUUUCAGCCAGAGUGCUAUGGCAGUGAUUCUGAUGGUCGAGUGGGACCAUGCCCACGAGCAUUUCACGUUUCUAUUGCAAUUGACUGUCACAUGUUCAUUUUUGGUGGGAGGUCUGGCAGUAAAAGGUUAGGAGACUUUUGGGUCCUGGAUACUGAUAUCUGGCAAUGGUCAGAACUUACAAGUUUAGGUGACUUGCCCUCGGCAAGAGAUUUUGCAGCUGCUUCAGCCAUUGGGAACAGUAAAAUUGUAUUGUAUGGUGGCUGGGAUGGUAAAAAGUGGUUGUCUGAUGUAUAUAUUCUGGACACAAUUUCUCUUGAGUGGAAAGAGUUGUCUGUUUCAGGACCUUUACCUUCCCCGAGAUGUGGCCAUUCUGCUACCAUGGUUGAGAAAAGGUUGCUUGUCUAUGGUGGUAGAGGAGGGGGAGGGCCAAUCAUGGGUGAUUUAUGGGCUCUGAAGGGCCUAAUUGAAGGAGAGAACGAAAGUCCUGGAUGGACCCAAUUGAAGCUUCCAGGUCAAGCUCCAUCACCUCGUUGUGGGCAUACUGUUUCAUCUGGAGGGCAUAAACUUUUGUUAUUCGGAGGCCAUGGAACAGGUGGUUGGUUGAGUCGUUAUGACAUUUAUUACAAUGACUGUGUUGUUCUGGACAGGGUGUCUGUACAAUGGAGACGCCUACCAACGAACCAUGAACCCCCUGAUGCUCGAGCAUACCAUUCAAUGACGUCCAUUGGAUCACGUUUUUUAUUAUUUGGUGGUUUUGAUGGAAAAACAACUUUUGGUGAUUUAUGGUGGUUAGUUCCAGAAGAGGAUCCAAUCGCAAAGCCGGUAGCGACAUCUCCUUCCAGGGAUUUCCCUGAAAACCAUGGUGCCACCAUGUCACAAAGUGAACUCCUUUCAGAAGGCAACAAGGAAAGCCAUAUAGAAGGAUCUCCUAUCUUAGAAUUGCAAAAAAGGCUACAACUUUCUGUUUCACUUUCAAAUCCGAAGUCAACUAUGCAUGAGACAGAGGAUAGGGAAUUUAUUGAACUAGCAUCUCAGUUGGUUGGAGGGGCUCUUGAUGGAAAACAGGCUACGCAAGUACUUCGUGAGCGCUGGAGGAAUGUUUUGCCAAAAUCAGUACAGUUGAAGGAACUUGGCCCACUGCUUAGAGAUUAUCAACGUUUGGUUGCCCUAAAUAAAAAAGAAAGUGUUGAAUCUUUUUUACAGUCGCUGGAUCCUGGCUUUCUCGGAAAACAGAUCUAUCGAUUUUAUCAUAUCAGAAAUGUUCACCAGUUGCGGAUGGAUGACGUCCCACAUUUGCUGGAAGAAUACAGACAACUUUCCAAUAGCGGACAGUGAAUGAAUGCAUAUACUCGCAUAGUAUGAUUAGUAUCACAUUUACUCCACAUUUAAAAGAAUAAUAAAAACAUGUGAUGGGUUAGCCUUUAUGUUCAAAAAGCACAACUAUUUGUAAUUUCAUAUAGAAAUUAUGGGCAACGAGUGUCUAAGGUUUUGUUACUCAAGUGUGAAACCUUAAACUUCUUGCUGUCUAAGGUUUUGUUUUGGGAUUGCUGACAAAAUUAGUUUUUACUGAUACAUGUACAAUCAGUAGUAAUUUAAAAAAAAAGAAUAAUAAACUUCAUU